Messenger RNA from Chaetomium globosum CBS 148.51, 498 nucleotides. RefSeq lists its product as uncharacterized. The record is from RefSeq and is a predicted model, not a curated record. Bases 1 to 498 code for a protein of 165 amino acids. The transcript has a single exon. NCBI's taxonomy places the organism in Eukaryota, Fungi, Ascomycota, Sordariomycetes, Sordariales, Chaetomiaceae.
AUGGACAUCCCCACCCAACUCCAAACCUCCCUCUCCACCACCACCCACCCCCUCCCCUCCCUCCCCUGGCUGCGCGCCCUCUGCACCCCGCGCACGCCCACCAGCCCGCUGCCCCCCUUAGCCUCCCUCCUCGCCACCGCGCGAACCCGCCUCCUCUCCAGCGACCUGACCGCCCCGGGCUUGCUAGACGCGCGCUGGGCCGCCACCCACGCGCUGCCGCCGCAGUUGGCCGCUAGCCAGGCGGGCACGCGCGAGAGUAGGUUGGCGGUGGAUGUGGUGGUGCAGGUGCUGGAUGUGGAGGAUGUGAGUCGUUCGAGGUGGGAACAGGCGGAGGGGUUGGAGGCGCUGGCGAGGGGGGAGGGUUUGAGGGGUAGGGAGGUGGUGAGGUUGCCGGUUGGUGAUGGUGGUGGUGGUGGUGGUGGUGCUGAGGGUGAAGAUGGGGAGGGGGAUGGGGAGGGUGUGGGUGUGGGUGGUGGGCAGGAGGGGGGACCUCAGUAG